Ylistrum balloti is the source of this 4001-nucleotide messenger RNA. RefSeq names its product meiosis inhibitor protein 1-like. The record is from RefSeq and is a predicted model, not a curated record. NCBI's taxonomy places the organism in Eukaryota, Metazoa, Mollusca, Bivalvia, Pectinida, Pectinidae. Gene Ontology annotation, biological process: meiosis I. The transcript is spliced from 30 exons. The coding region runs from base 35 to 3721 and encodes 1228 amino acids.
UCUGAAACAAUCAAAAUGGCAUCGGUAAAUCAAUAUGUAUCUACAUGUCACUGGUAACAUGAUGUCACUGUUAUAUGUGGAAGACCAUGCUGAUCACACACCAUCAUGGAUAUUUACUGUGUCAACUGAGUCGAUGCCCACCUGUGUGGCUUGUCUGGUGUCUAUUCUUGAAGACCCGACUAAGAUACCAGUACAGAAGAAACCUGCUUUAGCCUCCCUUGCCAAUCUGGUGCAGCAGUCAUCAGAAGCUGUCACCUGUCUACAGGGCAACAUCGCAAUCACCUCUCAUUGCCUGCUUACUCUAAUAGAGCUCCUUCAGUUAGAUGAUCCAGUGUUUGUAACUGAGGCACUGGAUGUUUGUGUGAAAGUCAUUGGGAAGAUAAAAUCAAAAGAACUUGUCAGAUUGGUGUUGGAUCUCAUUCAGACUGAGGUGACCUCCAACAAGGACUGCAGAGCUCUCUACCCUCUAUACCUGUUGCUAGGAAGACUAGUCCAUACAUUAUCAUCCUUAGCUGUAUUAAUGGGACAAGACUUUGACCCCUUGUUGCAGCAGUUGUGUUUGUGUUUGACAAUCCCAGAUGAGGAGAUUCGAGCUUCCAUUGUGUACAUUUUUGUGUACUUGCUAGUUGGGGACUGGCCAACGAGGUUGUCCUCCCACAUCCAUAGACAGAUCAUACAGGAGGUUGUAUGUCUCCUUAACACAGCCAAGACCCAGGGACUGCUCCUCAACUGUUUAGGCUUAUUAAAGAAGCUGGUAACUAAUGGUGACAGUUUAGAAUUACUGAUGAAGCUGAAUUUGGAGGGUGUCACACUUCUUUCUAUCCUUAAAAAGUUGUUGGUCAGCAAGAAAGAAGUCCAGCAAAUAUCCUCCAUCCAGAUUCUGUCCACCAUUCUACAAAAUCCUGAUGGUCACUCCUCUAAUUAUACUGGGGCCAUCGUACAGUCAGACCUCAUGGAGUUCCUGUUUGAAUGUCUCCAUACUCGGAACACUACUCAGACAAGACAUAUUUUCCAAUGUUUGCAACCUCUGUGUCAGCUGGAGCAAUUUUAUACCAAAUGUCACUCUGUUUAUGGUAUAGAAUCUAUCCUGAGGUCCCUAGAGAUACUAGCAGACAUGAGGAACUAUGAACUCUCAGAGGAAGGACUUAAAAUUCUGGCUACAUUUCUUACAAAACAGCCUAGCAAUGUGCCGCUGUUCAUCAAUGCUAAGAUGGUCCAAUUUUGCAUGUCAGUCAUCAGUCGUGGACUCAAACAACAACAUCCAAUGGUCUUCUCAGCCUCCCUUUCAGUUCUUGAGGCAAUCAUCAGGAAGGAUCAUCUUUUGCUGCCUGUGCCUUUUGAGGAGCUAGAGGAUGUAAUCAGGCACUGCAGCAAAAUCUUCUGGGCAAAAGCUAAUAGUCCAGAGGUUAUAACUGCUAAGCCUAACAGACCCAAAGGAAAGAAGACUGGACAUGGAGGCGGGAAAGAGCAAAGCGACAUUUACACUUACUGUCAGACUUAUUUGAAAUGUAUACGGCUACUGAAGGCAUGUGUCAACGAUCCCAAAGCUUCAGUGUCCACUUUCUCAGCCCCCAAUGUUAAUAAGAGAACCUCGAUCCAGAGAUUUCAGGAUUUCCUACAGAACUCCAGUGCAGAAGAUUGUUUGCCUUUGGUGAUGAAUGAAUUGGAUCAGACAGAAGAUGUGAGAUUGCUGGGAGCCUUGUCCGAGUUGACAUGUCAGUUGUAUGAACUUGACACCAGCUUCAUGACCUCUGUAAUCCACCAACUCUGUGUUAACGGUAUGCUGACCAGGAUACUGGACAUUCAUACACAACAUAGUACGACUAGGACAACUAAAAGUAUGGUAGGUGAUUGUAUAUUGGUGAUGUGUCAAGUGUUACAUGAGAGCAGCAACCCUGUACAUCCCUUACCAGCAUGGACUUCAGACACAAUGAACAACAUACAGUAUAAAAUUCAAGACCUACCAAGAAUUAUUUUGCAAUUUUCUCUGAAGAUGGAAACCAAGGAUGUGUACCUGUUUCUGUUGUAUCAUGCUUUCAACAAUGAUGAAAUGAUACUCUCAGGGUCAGACUUGCAAAUUGUUCUGGACGACUUUUGCACCACUAAAAUAGGGUUAGAAGAGUUAUCUCCCCUUACAAAAAAGCACUUCAUUUUCCUCAUGGCAAUGGCUUUCUGUCUGAAUAGGGAUGCCCAAAGUGAACAGGAAGAGAAAUUUAUCACUAGCUUGUCCAAGUUUCUGACAGAGUGCCCAGUAGAGAAAUGGUAUACCCACCAUCUGGCCAUCCUACGUUGGUCUUGCCAACACCAGCAGCUACAAAAGACUUGUGCAUAUAAAGUUGCUGAGGCGUGGCUGAUGCGUCUGUGUGGUCCCCAGGAGGACGGAGAGCCAGCAGGAACACAAGAUUGGGUGAGAGACCACCCUGAUGUCCAGGCCUUGCUGCAGCUGUGCAGGGAGAAGUAUCUGAUUGAUGUACUCUUGAGUCUAUUUCUCACAUCAAAUGAGGCUGUUAUCAGAGUUACACAGAACAUACUUUGUAGUUUUACAGCAGAGGUAACUGAUCCUGAGGAGAGAGCUGAUUACCUGUUUUAUCUUAGUGAACACACUGCUGACUGGCUACAUCAGAUAUUCCUGGACAAGGGUCAACAUGAUGCUGGUCUUGAAGCAUUAUUGAGUCUUCAUCUGUUCUGUAAACAACACACUCCUGACACUUCUGUUUCUACUUCAGACAUCAAAAUCCUCUACCAUGUUACCAAGUUUUCUGCCUGUAACACCAUCAAACCCAUGUCACUUCUUCUAACCUGUUUCCAGUACAUCCAGAUCAGUGUCCAGGGGUCUGACACAGCAUCCACACACAGAGGGUUAUCCUUGCUGACACAAAAUGAAGACAUGUUGGAAAGAUUAGAGAAUCUUUGUGCCAGCACAGAUCCAGCACUUUCCUCAGCAGCCCUCAGCAUUGUAGUAGAGAUGGUACGCUACACUUCCGGCCUACCACAACAUCAGUGUACCAGGCCCAUCAAGAUUGAUUUGUUACCAAUCAGCCAGUACCUGAACACAGACCAUCCUACUCUCCUACUUGCCAGACUGGACCUUCUAAGCACCUUGUUCCAGCAUCAGUUUAACAGCAGAAUGCUGACACUUGCCCACACCCAGCGCUACCCACCACACCCAGCAUGUCCCUUCACUUCCUCAGAGAUUCGUGAGGUCUACCUUUAUCUGCAGCAGUUGGUGUUACAGGAGAUGCUACAGGCAAAGACUUGUUCUGUCCAGUGUAUACAGUCCCUCUUUUGUUACCUUCACACUGUUGAUCCUCGUCUUGAACGACAUCUUAAAACUCACCCAUGGAACUGUUUGAUGUUGGAAGUAGUGCUACAGACGUACAUCGCUGGUGAUGAGGAAAGUGUGUAUUGUACAAUAUUGCUGAUACAGCAGGUGUUGUGUGAGCAGGAUCCAUCUUCGCAGCUGGUGACUGGCCAGGGGCCAUCUACACAAGCAGUGUCUGGUCUAGGAAUGUCCCCUCAGCUAUUGUCUCUUCUCUUGGACUUUCUACUAAAACAGGAUAUGCCAAACCACUCCCAGUCCAUCAUGCAUGGACUACACAACCUCACUAAAAAGGUGAUGAAAAUUCUUCCUGGAGAUUUGCUUUCCAAACACAGGGAAGUUCUAACAGCACUGCUUCAGGGUGAAGACCAAACACCAAUUUCAACCUCACCAACAAGCUAGGCUACAGCUUUGAACUUUUAAUGUACUGACCCUGAAGAACCAUUAUAUCAGAUUCAACUACACCUCAAGAUAUUGAUUAGAGGUAGUAGCAAGAUGAAAACAACAUGAGAAUCUCAUUUUAUGCAGUUGUGGAGAUCAAAUGGACAAACCAACAGGACUUGAUGUUCCUCUGUCAGGUAGAAGAUGAUCAACACCAGGAGACUAGAUAAAGAUUCAGUCAGAAUUCUCACUGCAAAAUUUGUAAUUGAAUUUCAAAUAACAAAUAAAAUUACAAAACUUC